AUGAGUGUGGAGGCGUACGGGCCGAGCUCCCAGACCCUCACGUUCCUGGACACGGAGGAAGCGGAGCUGCUGGGAGCGGACACCCAGGGCUCCGAGUACGACUUCACCGACUUCACCCUGCCGAGCCAGACCCAGACCCAAGGCCAGAGCCAGCUCGACGGACAGGUUAAUGGUCCUGAUGGGAUCCUGCAGAAUGGAGACGACCCUGUGGUAAAAGCCAGUCAGCUGCUGGCAGAGCUGAACUUUGAGGAAGAUGAGGAGGAUACCUACUACACCAAGGACCUUCCUGUCCAUGCCUGCAGUUACUGUGGGAUUCAUGAUCCAGCCUGUGUGGUUUACUGCAACACCAGCAAGAAGUGGUUUUGUAAUGGCCGUGGAAACACAUCCGGCAGCCACAUUGUAAACCACCUGGUGAGAGCAAAGUCCAAGGAGGUGACCUUGCAUAAAGAUGGACCCCUAGGGGAAACGGUGCUGGAGUGUUACAACUGUGGCUGUCGCAACGUCUUCCUGCUGGGCUUCAUCCCCGCCAAGGCUGAUUCAGUCGUGGUGUUGCUGUGCAGGCAGCCAUGUGCCAGCCAGAGCAGCCUGAAAGAUAUCAACUGGGACAGCUCACAGUGGCAGCCUCUCAUCCAGGACCGCUGCUUCCUGUCCUGGCUCGUCAAAAUCCCGUCAGAGCAGGAGCAGCUCAGGGCUCGUCAGAUCACCGCCCAGCAGAUCAACAAGCUGGAGGAACUCUGGAAGGAAAAUCCCACGGCGACCCUGGAGGACCUGGAGAAGCCAGGUGUGGAUGAGGAGCCGCAGCACGUCCUGCUCCGCUAUGAGGACGCUUAUCAAUACCAGAACAUCUUUGGUCCUCUAGUGAAGCUGGAAGCCGACUACGACAAGAAACUCAAAGAGUCACAGACUCAGGACAACAUUACAGUCAGAUGGGACUUGGGACUGAAUAAAAAGAGAAUUGCAUAUUUCAGUCUUCCCAAGACAGACUCAGAUAUGCGACUGAUGCAGGGGGAUGAAAUUUGCCUGAGGUACAAAGGAGAUCUGGCUCCUCCAUGGAAAGGCAUUGGACACGUCAUCAAAGUCCCUGAUAACUAUGGUGAUGAGAUCGCUAUUGAGUUAAGAAGCAGUGCCGGGGCUCCUGUGGAGAUCCCACACAACUUCCAGGUCGACUUUGUGUGGAAGUCAACUUCCUUUGACAGGAUGCAGAGUGCACUGAAGACGUUUGCUGUGGAUGAGACUUCAGUGUCUGGUUACAUCUACCACAAACUGCUGGGACACGAGGUAGAAGAUGUGGUCAUCAAGUGUCAGCUGCCCAAACGCUUCACCGCUCAAGGCCUGCCUGAUCUCAACCACUCCCAGGUGUAUGCUGUGAAGACAGUGCUGCAGCGCCCCCUCAGUCUGAUCCAGGGACCUCCCGGCACAGGGAAGACAGUAACCUCUGCCACUGUUGUCUACCACCUGGCUAGACAGGGUAACGGGCCAGUGCUUGUAUGUGCUCCCAGUAACAUUGCUGUUGACCAGCUGACAGAGAAGAUCCAUCAGACAGGACUCAAAGUGGUGAGGCUGUGUGCCAAGAGCAGAGAAGCCAUUGACUCGCCUGUCUCCUUCCUGGCUUUGCACAACCAGACCCGCAACAUGGACAGUAUGCCAGAGCUUCAGAAGCUGCAACAGCUGAAGGACGAAACUGGUGAGCUGUCAUCCUCAGAUGAAAAGCGCUACCGAGCUCUGAGACGUACCGCUGAGAGGGAGCUGCUUAUGAAUGCUGAUGUGAUUUGUUGUACCUGCGUUGGGGCGGGGGAUCCUCGUCUGGCUAAGAUGCAGUUCCGCUCGAUCCUGAUCGAUGAGAGCACCCAGGCCACGGAACCAGAGUGCAUGGUGCCUGUCGUCCUGGGGGCCAAGCAGUUGAUUUUGGUGGGGGAUCACUGCCAGCUGGGUCCUGUGGUGAUGUGUAAGAAGGCAGCUAAAGCAGGUCUGUCCCAGUCUCUGUUUGAGCGUCUGGUCGUUCUGGGGAUCCGACCAAUUCGUCUGCAGGUCCAGUACCGCAUGCACCCAGCCCUCAGCGCCUUCCCCUCCAACAUCUUCUAUGAAGGCUCUCUGCAGAACGGAGUCACUGCUGCGGACCGUGUGAAGAAAGGCUUUGACUUUCAGUGGCCGCAGCCUGACAAGCCGAUGUUCUUUUACGUCACACAAGGCCAAGAGGAGAUUGCCAGCUCCGGAACAUCAUAUCUGAACAGGACGGAGGCAGCCAAUGUGGAGAAAAUAACCACGAGGUUGCUGAAGGCUGGAGCAAAACCUGAUCAGAUUGGCAUCAUUACUCCAUAUGAGGGCCAGAGGUCCUACCUGGUCCAAUACAUGCAGUUCAGUGGCUCCCUCCAUACCAAGCUCUAUCAGGAGGUGGAGAUAGCCAGUGUGGACGCGUUUCAAGGCAGAGAGAAAGACUUCAUCAUCCUGUCCUGUGUGAGAGCCAAUGAGCACCAAGGCAUUGGCUUCCUUAAUGAUCCCAGACGUCUAAAUGUGGCACUCACCAGAGCCAGGUAUGGUGUGAUCAUUGUUGGAAACCCUAAGGCCCUGUCCAAGCAGCCCCUGUGGAACCACCUGCUGAACUACUACAAGGAGCAGAAGGUCCUGGUGGAAGGCCCCCUCAACAACCUGAGGGAGAGCCUCAUGCAGUUCAGCAAGCCACGGAAGCUGGUCAACACCAUCAACCCUGGGGGUCGAUUUAUGAGCACAGCCAUGUAUGAUGCCAGGGAAGCCCUCAUUCCUGGAUCUGUUUAUGACCGCAGCAGCAAUGGACGCAUGUCCAACAUGUAUUUUCAGACCCAUGACCAGAUCGGUAUGAUUGGCACAGGCUCUAAUCCCAUGACCUCAAUGAACAUCCCUAUCCCCUUCAACCUGGUGAUGCCCCCUAUACCGCCCUCUGGAUACAUGGGGCAGGCCAAUGGGCCCACAGGAGGUCGUGGUGGAGGUAUGAAGGGGAGGGCAGGCAGUGGAGGCGGGACUCGAGGUGGCCGUCAACGAAACCGUGGCAACAUGGGAAACCACGGUGGAGGGAAUGGAGGAGCGGACCGUGGGCAUGGAGGACAUAUGAGCGGCAGCCAGGCCAGUCAGGACCUGGGCUCCCAGUCCUUCUCCCAGGGUCCUCUGACGCAGGGCUACAUCAACAUGAGCCAGCCGUCACAGAUGAGUCAGCCCGGGCUCUCACAGCCAGAACUCUCCCAGGACAGUUACCUAGGAGACGAGUUCAAGUCCCAGAUUGAUGUGGCGCUGUCCCAGGACUCCACCUACCAGGGGGAGCGGGCCUACCAACACGGUGGUGUGACUGGACUGUCCCAGUACUAGACUGUUGCUGGAAAGGAGCUAGGCCUGUGUGAAGCUUAGUUCAUCGGAAUUUUAAUCUGGGUAAUAACAAAAAAGAACAAACAUGGAUACCCGUUUUCCACUGCUACAACCGAAGCACCACUGUGUGAAAGUAACAGGA
Messenger RNA from Limanda limanda (common dab), 3475 nucleotides. Its product is annotated as regulator of nonsense transcripts 1-like. The transcript has 24 exons. Gene Ontology annotation, cellular component: cytoplasm. The record is from RefSeq and is a predicted model, not a curated record. NCBI's taxonomy places the organism in Eukaryota, Metazoa, Chordata, Actinopteri, Pleuronectiformes, Pleuronectidae. Gene Ontology annotation, biological process: nuclear-transcribed mRNA catabolic process, nonsense-mediated decay. Gene Ontology annotation, molecular function: hydrolase activity; RNA binding; zinc ion binding. Bases 1 to 3336 code for a protein of 1111 amino acids.